AUGGCCGGCGUGGAUCGGAAACUAAAAUCCACUGUCACCGACCUGUCCGGCAAGAGUUGGGCCGAACUCUGCGACAGCUCGCAAUCGUCUCAGUCGCAGACCGACAUCGAUUCGCCACUAAAGCUCGGUGGCGAGGCGAGCUCGAAGAAUCGCGAUGACGAUGACGAGCUGUACGACUUGGUUUUCAAGCCGGUCAAAAAGGAGUUUGUCAAAGCCUCGACCCAGGACGACCUCAGUCUGACCUCCUUCAUGAACAAUGUACACAUGGUGACGCCGGUCAAACAGGAAUACAACGACAAGACGCUGGCGUUCGACGAAGACACCAUUUGUAGCCCGUUUGUAAAGCAAAAGUUUAAUGAUACACCAGACAUCAAACCCAAAGUGGAAGUGAUUUGUAAGGAGGAAAAUCUCAAGGAGGAAAAGAAGGAUUUACAGCACGCAAAGAGAAGAUUGACUUCUGAGUCCGUGGUAACUGAUCCUGUGUCACCUGAGCGAGUCAACAAAGUUAACAAAAAGUCCACUGAGCAUAAAAGUAUACAUGACACUGUAGAAAGCCCCAAAGUAAAAUUGGGACGUGAAACUGACCCAUUAAUUUUAGCAAGAAGACAAAAACAAAUAGAUUUUGGUAGAAAUACUAUUGGAUACGUAAAGUAUCUGGAACAAGUUCCUAAACAUGAACGUAAAAAGAGGCAUCCUAAAACUCCUCCAAAAAAUUUGAAAUAUACUAGACGAGCCUGGGAUGGAUUAAUUAAAAACUGGAGAGUUAAGUUACAUUUAUUUGAUCCUGAUAGGAGACAUGAUGAUGAUGAUGCCCUGACCACUGGUUCAAGUUCUAAUUUGUAUUCACUUGGAUCAAUGACUAGUUUGGACUCAAGUUCACAGGCGUCAGAUUCGAGGCCAUCAACGCCACCACCGAGUUUGUCUGAAGUUUCAUCACAAAUAAAACGAGAAAAUCAUGAAGAUGUUCUUACUCUUAAUCAAAUGAAGUCUAAGAAGUAUAAAACUGAUAAUAAUUAA
Macrosiphum euphorbiae (potato aphid) is the source of this 1017-nucleotide messenger RNA. The record is from the annotation of a GenBank genome assembly. NCBI's taxonomy places the organism in Eukaryota, Metazoa, Arthropoda, Insecta, Hemiptera, Aphididae.